This is a messenger RNA of Engraulis encrasicolus (European anchovy), 5785 nucleotides long. Its product is annotated as protein unc-13 homolog A-like. The coding region runs from base 51 to 5615 and encodes 1854 amino acids. Gene Ontology annotation, cellular component: synaptic vesicle membrane; presynaptic membrane; terminal bouton. Gene Ontology annotation, biological process: synaptic transmission, glutamatergic; presynaptic dense core vesicle exocytosis; dense core granule priming. The record is from RefSeq and is a predicted model, not a curated record. Lineage: Eukaryota; Metazoa; Chordata; Actinopteri; Clupeiformes; Engraulidae. Gene Ontology annotation, molecular function: syntaxin-1 binding; calmodulin binding; diacylglycerol binding. The transcript has 55 exons.
AGAGAGAGGGAGAGGGAGGGAGAGGGAGAGAAAGAGAGGCCCGAAACGACAUGUCACUUCUCUGCGUUGGAGUGAAGAAAGCCAAGCUAGAUGGAGCACAAGAGAAGUUCAACACCUACGUGACACUGAAGGUCCAAAAUGUCAAAAGUACGACGAUCGCGGUGCGGGGAAACACGCCGGCCUGGGAGCAAGACUUCAUGUUUGAGAUCAAUCGUCUGGAUCUGGGCUUGACUGUUGAGGUCUGGAAUAAAGGCUUGAUAUGGGACACCAUGGUGGGGACCCUCUGGAUACCACUGAGGAGCAUACGCCAAUCCAACCAGGAGGGCCCGGGAGAAUGGCUGACGCUGGAUUCCCAGGUGGUCAUGGCCGACAACGAGAUCUGCGGAACCAAAGACCCCACGCUGCACCAAGUACUGCUGGACACACGCUUCGAACUGCCACUAGACAUUCCAGAGGAGGAGGCUCGCUACUGGGCCAAGAAACUGGAACAGAUCAACGCCAUGCGAGACCACGAGGUGACACACCAGGACGAUCCCGACAGACCACUGCCAAUACCAGGGACGCAAUGCUGCAACUGGAGCCUUUGGGGAGACCAACACAAUGAGGAUCCUGACAGCGCGGUGGACGACCGUGACAGCGACUAUCGCAGUGAGACCAGUAACAGCAUCCCACCACCUUUCUACACCACCCAGCAGCCCAACGCCUCGGUACAUCAAUACCCGAUGAACUCUCGAAGAUCGACGCGGGAGAGUUCGUACUCGCGAUCCUACGACUACGACCAGCAACGAGGCGUCAGCCCCACGGGUAGCUAUGCCUCCUCUGCGGAACUCAGCCGCUGCAGCUCUCAGCUGAGCGAAGAGGACGAAAGAGGAGAAGACGGAGAGAGAGAAGGAGAGAGGGACUACUACUGCGAGGAGAACGACUCCUACCACUCCUGCCACUCGUCUGUCAGCUACGGGGAGCGGAAAGGAUCACCCGACUGGGAUCCCUCAGACGAUGGUGCGUUGGACGGGGGUGAGGAGAGGGCUCUGUAUGAGGAUGAGGAGGGGGACAUCUACGGACCAGACGACCUUUACGAGGAAGACCAGGAGGACUACGACCCCCUAGACAUGGAAGACAUGGAUUACCCAGACGGUGCCCUGAGUGGGGAAGACAUCCCCUACACGCCCACACCCACCUCCACCACCAUGCACUCCCUCGACCUACCACAAGGGGGCACCACUGUUUGCCAUUACCUCUCUCCACCUCUGCUCAACCAGACCCAAGGCCAGUCCAAACUGCCACCAUCAUCCCAACAGCAGCAGCAGCAGCCUGGCAGGCCCACCCCACAAGCAGCCCAGCCUCCACCUCAAUCCACAGGUCCCAUUCCGUCGGUGCAGUCCUUCUUUGCCAUGGCUAAGCCGCUCGCGGGCGUCUUCGGCUCCAUGAUGGGAGCCGCAGCCGGCCCUGUCCCGGGCCAGACUCCCAAGCCUCCAGCUGCAUCCGGCCCACUACCGCCCCAACAAGGACCUGGCCAACAGCAACAGCCACCAGGGGCUCCCCAGCCGCCAGGUGCCCAGCCUCAGCAGCUUCCUCCUGGGGUGGGUGUGGCCGGGACGGGGCCUCAGCAGCUUCCUCCUGGGGUGGGUGUGGCCGGGACGGGGCCUAACGCCCCUGGAGCUCCGGGAGGUCCACCAGCAUCAGCAUCAGUGGCGCCACCUGGUGGACAGGCACAGCCAAUGGACGCUACAGGUCAGCUUGACUCUGCGUUGGCCACCACCUCUCCUCUCACAGAUGAAAACCAGCAGUUUCGAGAAGAGGACCCCUCACUUCAAGUAUGGCGUGAGCCGGUGGUGGAGGAACCCAAAGAACCGGUGGACCCGGCCGUGCGAGCUAAGGAGAACUGGCUGCGCAUCUUCAACAAAGUCCGACAACAACUACAGGAGGAGCGGGGCGAGUCCAAUUCUCUGUGGUUCGGUAAAGGCGGCGUGGGAGCCCUGCUUAGUAUUGACAGUAUGCCAGACCUACGGAAGAGGACGGGACAGAGUCUGGUACAAGCCAUGUCUCUGGUUCAGAACUCUCGGAAGGCUGGAAUCACCUCCGCCAUGGCCUGCAGCACUCUGGGGAACGAGGAGCUGAAAUCCCACGUCUACAAGAAGACGCUUCAGGCUCUGAUAUACCCCAUCUCCUGUACGACGCCGCAUAACUUCGAGGUCUGGACUGCCACCACCCCGACCUACUGUUACGAAUGUGAAGGCCUGCUCUGGGGCAUUGCCCGCCAAGGCAUGAGGUGCUCCGAGUGCGGCGUCAAGUGCCACGACAAGUGCCAAGACCUGCUCAACGCCGACUGUCUGCAGCGUGCGGCGGAGAAGAGCUCGAAGCACGGAGCUGAAGACCGGACACAGAACAUCAUCAUGGUCCUGAAGGACCGAAUGAAGAUCAGAGAACGCAACAAACCUGAGAUAUUCGAGCUGAUCCAGGAGGUGUUUGGCAUUGAGAAAGGCAACCAUGGCACGCAGAUGAAGCAGAUCAAACAGAGCGUCCUGGACGGCACGUCAAAAUGGUCGGCUAAGAUUAGCAUCACAGUGGCGUGUGCUCAGGGUCUGCAGGCCAAAGACAAGACGGGAUCCAGCGACCCCUACGUCACAGUACAGGUUGGCAAGACGAAGAAGAGGACGAAAACCAUCUAUGGCAACUUGAACCCGGUGUGGGAUGAGAGUUUCCACUUCGAGUGCCACAACUCUACGGAGCGUAUCAAGGUGCGGGUCUGGGACGAGGACGAUGACAUUAAAUCCAAAGUCAAGCAGAAGUUCAAACGGGAGUCAGACGACUUCUUGGGACAGACCAUCAUAGAAGUCCGAACGCUGUCUGGAGAGAUGGACGUCUGGUACAAUCUAGAUAAGAGAACGGACAAGUCAGCAGUGUCUGGCGCCAUCCGAAUGCACAUCAGCGUGGAGAUCAAAGGAGAAGAGACAGUAGCGCCGUACCACGUCCAGUACACCUGCCUACACGAGCAUAUAUUCCAGUACAUGACGGAGGAUAAGAACUCAGGAGCGGUCACCAUCCCCGAUGCCAAGGGAGACGACGCCUGGAAGGUUUACUAUGACGAGACAUCGCAAGAAAUUGUGGAUGAGUUUGCAAUGCGCUACGGAGUCGAGUCCAUCUACCAAGCCAUGACCCAUUUCGCCUGCUUGUCGUCCAAGUACAUGUGUCCUGGUGUGCCAGCGGUGAUGAGUACCCUAUUGGCUAAUAUAAACGCCUAUUACGCCCACACCACACAGUCAACCAAUAACGUGUCGGCGUCUGAUCGGUUCGCCGCGUCCAACUUUGGGAAAGAGCGCUUUGUCAAGCUCCUCGACCAGCUCCACAACUCGCUCCGCAUAGACCUCUCCAUGUACAGGAAUAACUUCCCUGCCAGUAGUCCAGAGCGUCUUCAAGAUCUCAAGUCCACAGUCGACCUGCUGACCAGUAUCACCUUCUUCAGGAUGAAGGUCCAGGAGCUGCAGUCUCCUCCGCGUGCUAGCCAGGUGGUUAAGGACUGUGUGAAGGCUUGUCUGAACUCCACAUAUGAGUACAUCUUCAAUAACUGCCACGAACUCUACGGACGCGAAUACCAGACCGACCCGUCCAAGGCCGUCCCUCCUGAAGAGCAGGGGCCGAGCGUUAAGAAUCUGGACUUCUGGUCCAAGCUCAUCACUCUCAUCGUCUCCAUCAUCGAAGAGGACAAGAACUCCUACACGCCCUGCCUCAACCAGUUUCCUCAAGAGCUGAACGUGGGGAAGAUCAGCGCUGAGGUGAUGUGGAACUCCUUCGCUCAGGACAUGCGAUACGCCAUGGAAGAGCACGAGAAGAAUCGUCUCUGCAAGAGUGCGGACUACAUGAAUCUCCACUUCAAGGUCAAGUGGCUCUACAACGAGUACUGCAAAGAGCUCACCACAUUCCAGAAGCGCGUCCCAGACUACCCAGCGUGGUUUGAGCCAUUUGUCAUCAUGUGGUUGGACGAGAACGAGGAAGUGUCUCGAGACUUCCUGCACGGGGCCUUGGCCAGAGACCAGAAGGACGGGUUUCAGCAGACGUCUGAGCAUAACCUCUUCUCCUGUUCUGUGGUGGACGUCUUCUCCCAGCUCAACCAGAGCUUCGAGAUCAUCCGCAAACUCGAGUGUCCCGACCCACAAAUCGUCGGGAAUUACAUGAAGCGAUUCUCAACGACCAUCGGUAACGUCCUCUUGGCCUAUGCUGACAUCAUCGUUAAGGACUUCCCCAACCACUGCCAGAAGGAAAAAGUGCCGUGUAUCAUCAUCAACAACAUCCAGCAGCUUCGUGUUCAACUGGAGAAGAUGUUCGAAGCCAUGGGAGGGAAAGACUUGUGUGUGGAGGCCAGUGAUUUCCUGAAGGAACUGCAGGUGAAGCUGAAUAACGUCAUGGACGACCUGAGUCGGGUCUUCGCCGUCAGCUUCGCGCCCCACAUUGACACUAAAGUUCGGGAGAUGGGCGACAUCCUGAGCCAGGUCAAAGGGACCAACGUGCCGGCCAAUGGGCAAGGGCAGAUCGCCGCCGACGCAGACAACGUCCUGCAGCCAAUCAUGGACUUCCUGGACAGCAAUCUCUCUCUCUUUGCUAAGAUCUGUGAAAAGACGGUCCUCAAACGCGUCCUGAAAGAACUUUGGAAACUCGUCAUGAACACGAUGGAGAAAACGGUGGUGUUGCCCCAACUCACGGACCAAACGGGCACUCAGAUGAUCUUCAACGCAGCCAAAGAAUUGGGUCAGCUCUCCAAACUCAAGGAGAAUAUGGGGAGACAGGAGGCGAAGGCUCUGACGCCAAAACAGUGUGCGGUGAUCGAGAUGGCUCUGGACACCAUCAAGCAAUACUUCCAUGCUGGCGGCGUGGGCCUCAAGAAGACGUUCUUGGAGAAGAGUCCGGAUCUGCAGUCUCUGCGAUACGCUCUGUCCCUCUACACACAAGCCACCGACAAACUCAUACGCAAGUUCAUACAGUCCCAACACGCACAAGUCCACGGGGGCAAAGGCAUCAGAUACACAGCCAACGAGGACACCCCACCUGAGAAAGGUACUCCGGUGGAGCAGGUUGCCGAGGUCGUCAUGAACGUGGAGCUGGUGACCGACCCUGGAAAUGGAGCCAACAAGAUCAACAUCAAAGUUGUGGCGGCCAAUGACAUCCGCUGGAGGACUACAUCGGUCUUCCGCCCCUUCGUGGAGGUGUUUGUGAUUGGUCCCCACCUGGCGGACAAGAAGAGGAAGUUCGCCACCAAGUCCAAGAACAAUAGCUGGACCGCCAAGUUUGGAGAAUGCUUUCAAUUCACUCUGGGUACAGAGGUGGGCCAUGAGGGCUAUGAGAUGCAGGUUGCCAUUAAGGACUACUGUUUCGCCCGUGAGGACCACACCAUCGGCCUGUGUGUGCUGCAGCUACGCGACCUGGUGGCAGCACAGUCCAAAGGGAACACUACUGGGGCCACUACCGUUUGGCUUCCUCUGGGGCGUCGGGUCCAGAUGGACGAGACGGGCCUGACGGUCUUGAGGAUUCUGUCCCAGCGUUCCGGAGACGAGGUCGCCAAAGAGUUCGUCAAGCUGAAAUCCGACCAGAGGUCGCCGGAAGAGGAGGUCAACCGGAAAUAGAAAGGGACAGGAAGUGACACGGAGAAAGCAGGAGGUCAAGCGGAAAUAGACAGGAACUAACGGACACAAAGAUCAUUAAAAAACAACAAUACUGCCUUACAAAGGCAAAGCUCAGUAACUACGCAGACAUUGAAACUGACAAACAUGGCGUCAAAGGUAUUAGGUCGAAU